ACUAGUUUCCCCACCCAGUUCAUUUGAUCACUAUAUAAUCAGAACCAGAGGGGUCCAGUUCACACAGCUGGAACCCAUCUCCAGGAACAAAGAGCUGGAAACCAUCUUCAGUUGGAGGGACUCUUCCAGAUUUUUGUAAGAUUCUUACCCCUGGGCGCCUCCAAGGUAGUGAUGGCUCUCCAGAAGACCCUUUCAUUGCUUCUGCUCUCGCUGCUGACCCUGCUGGGGCUGGGGCUGGUGCAACCCUCCUAUGGCGAGACCAGAUUUGAAAAAUUCCAGCGGCAACAUGUGGACUCUAUAGGGCCAGGUGGCACCAACUUGUACUGCAACAGGAGGAUGGACAAACAGGGGAUGACUAGGCUUAAGUGCAAGGAUUUCAACACCUUCAUCCACGAAAACAUCGGGACCAUUAAUAACAUCUGCAACAACCCUAAUAUCAGGUGCAAGAAUGGCAGGAUGAACUGCCAUGAGGGUGUAGUGAGAGUCACAGACUGCAAAGAUACAGGAAGUUCCCCGCCACCCAACUGCUCCUACCAGGCCACUGCCAGCACUAGGCGUCUUGUCAUCGCCUGUGAGGGUAACCCCCUGGUGCCUGUGCACAUUGACAGAUAGAUGCUACCCUGCAGGGGUUAUGGUCCCGUGGUUGACCUUUUACUUAUUCCUUCAAUUGCAAUGAGUAAUGCAUUUGAGCUCUCUCAGGCUCUGCCUCCUCUGCUUAUUACUCCCUUUUCUCUAUAUAAUCCAUUCUGUUAAAUGCAUCAAAGAGAAAUGGAGACAUAAUCCUAUAAUGGUACUGGGCUUUUCUGUAAUAAAAAUUUCUACAAACUCUUCUGUUUCCUUUAGAAUGCUGGUCAGCUUAGCUCUCUCAGAUCCUAUCCUCUGGAAUUUAGUUACUAUGUAUUUGAUAUAGCAUUACAAGUAUUUUAAGGUGCUUCCAUCUCAGUUAUCUAAUUUUAAUACCACCACACCCAUGUGAUGCUGAUGUUGCUACAUAUAGGAGCCCAAACUUAAAGGAUUUGCUGAAGAUCAUGAAGUUAGUGGAAAUGCUGAA
Messenger RNA from Myotis brandtii (Brandt's bat), 1051 nucleotides. RefSeq names its product ribonuclease 4. Gene Ontology annotation, molecular function: nucleic acid binding. The transcript has 2 exons. NCBI's taxonomy places the organism in Eukaryota, Metazoa, Chordata, Mammalia, Chiroptera, Vespertilionidae. Bases 172 to 612 code for a protein of 146 amino acids. The record is from RefSeq and is a predicted model, not a curated record.